Molecule: messenger RNA, 1590 nt
Organism: Cotesia congregata
Lineage: Eukaryota; Metazoa; Arthropoda; Insecta; Hymenoptera; Braconidae
Source: the annotation of a GenBank genome assembly
UUGAUACGUCAAGGAUUCAUUCAAGUAACUUAUCAUUUAGCAGGCGCUGUAAAAGGAAAAGCUGACGUAAUGCCGUGCCCGUUUUUGACACGUCUAUCCGCUAAUUACGUACGUAAUUAUAGCGCUUUAUUGAUAACUAAUUACCGACAGUACUGUCCAGUUAUGUCGAGAUUGUCAAGCACAUUAGCGGACACUGAAACCGAAACUGCCAAGGUUAAACCAGCAAUUAAGCAAUGUCCAUUCCUUUUAAAAGAACCCGAUGCAGUAAAAGAAGCAAGUUCAGCAGUUGAAGAGGACAUCAUUAGUCUAGGUGAUUCUAAAAAUGAAGAAAAGUCAUUUCCUUAUGAAGAAUAUUUUCAUGAGCAAAUAGUUAAGAAAAAGAAGGACCAUUCUUACCGGGUAUUUAAGAAAGUAAAUCGUCUUGCUCAAGAGUUUCCUACAGCGAUGGAGUACUCUUGGGGUGAAAAACCAAUAACUGUUUGGUGUUCAAACGAUUAUUUAGGAAUGUCCCGUCAUCCUGCGGUUACAGGGUCUGUACGUAAAGCAUUGGAUAAAUUUGGAGCCGGUGCCGGUGGUACGAGAAAUAUUUCCGGUAAUUCAAUGGGCCAUGAAAUGUUGGAGAAACGACUUGCCGAUUUGCAUCAAAAAGAGGCUGGUCUUCUCUUUACCUCGUGCUUCGUAGCUAAUGAUUCAACACUAUUUACCCUAGCUAAAAGUCUCCCAGGUUGCCAUAUAUUUUCAGAUUCUGGUAAUCACGCUUCCAUGAUACAAGGUAUUAAAAAUAGUGGUGUUCCUAAGCAUAUAUUUCGACAUAACGACGUAAGACAUCUUGAAGAAAUGUUGUCUAGUAUUGAUCGUUCAUUGCCUAAAAUAGUAGCAUUUGAAACAGUACAUUCCAUGGAUGGAAGUAUAUGUCCAUUAGAAGAGAUGUGUGAUAUUGCUAAAAAAUAUGGAGCUAUAACAUUCAUUGAUGAAGUACAUGCUGUUGGGUUGUAUGGUUACUCUGGUGCUGGCAUCGGAGAACGUGACCGGGUACUUCAUAAAAUGGAUAUAAUAUCGGGUACACUGGGUAAAGCUUUUGGGAAUGUUGGUGGCUAUAUUGUAGGCUCCUCUACGCUUAUUGAUAUGAUAAGAAGUUAUGCUGCUGGGUUUAUUUUUACAACUUCACUCCCUCCUACGGUACUCUAUGGCGCGCUGGCUGCUGUUGAAAUUUUAGCAUCUGAUGAAGGUCGAGCUCUCAGAGAAAUGCAACAGCAAAACGUCGCUUAUUUGAAAUCAACGCUUACUUCUGCUGGUCUUCCUUUACAACAAUCACCGUCUCAUAUCAUUCCAGUUAAGGUUGGAGAUCCACUAGUCUGUAGUCAAAUAGCUGAUGCACUGCUGAAAAAUAAAGGGCAUUAUAUUCAAGCCAUUAAUUAUCCAACUGUUGCAAAGGGUGAAGAAAAACUACGGAUCGCACCUACGCCGAAACAUUCACCAGAAAUGAUUGAUAAAUUCGUACAAGACCUACUUGACGUUUUUAAUCAACUCAAUGUACCUAAAUUGCCACGUAGCUCUGAACAUUUUGUCCAAGCUAUAAAAGUUCAUUAA